This is a messenger RNA of Sebastes umbrosus (honeycomb rockfish), 6114 nucleotides long. RefSeq names its product solute carrier family 4 member 2b (gene slc4a2b). The transcript has 25 exons. Lineage: Eukaryota; Metazoa; Chordata; Actinopteri; Perciformes; Sebastidae. Gene Ontology annotation, biological process: regulation of intracellular pH; monoatomic anion transport; transmembrane transport. The record is from RefSeq and is a predicted model, not a curated record. Bases 284 to 4036 code for a protein of 1250 amino acids. Gene Ontology annotation, molecular function: monoatomic anion transmembrane transporter activity; solute:inorganic anion antiporter activity. Gene Ontology annotation, cellular component: apical plasma membrane; plasma membrane; basolateral plasma membrane.
GGGUUUUAAUAAUGUCGGUUUGACGCCGGUUGAGGGGAGUCAUUCAGACAGAGGAGAGAGAGUUUGAUGCUGAGUACCACCACCAGGAACCGCCCCGGGUCUCUCUUCACGGCAGAGUUCAGAAUUGCACUACCAUGUCUGCGGUGGCUUCUCUGCAGUGAGCACACAAAGGUUAUGCUGCCCAAAAGCUGUCUGAGUCCCAGUGAGAAAGAGAAGGGCUAAAGCCACACCGAUCCAAACCAGCUUUCCAGAGCCUCUCCAGCAGCGACUCCACUGUGGAGCCAUGAGCAACCCCAGCGCUCCCAACAAGAUUACAGAUGCCGUGGCAUCGGUGAUUCACAGCCCAGAGGCUCCUGCUGCCUCAUCACUACACGGGACUCCGCGCCCUGAAGAGGAGGAUGAUGGGGACCUGAACAAAGCCUUGGGGGUCCAGCGCUUCCAGCAGAUCCUCAGUCCCGCUGCUGCCGUUCCUGAUGAACAGCACCACAUCUACCAUGAGGAGGACAUCGAAUACAACCGUCACUCCUCUCACCACAUCCACCGACCUCUGUCCAAACUGCCCUCCGACGGACGCAGGAAGAAGAACAACAAGAAAAGGAGAAAGGACAAAGAUCACAAAAGCAGCCAUGUUCCCAGCAGUGGCCCCAUAGAGGAGGGAGAGGAUGAGGAGGAAGAGGAGGAAGAGGGGUCGGAGGCAACGCCUGCUCCAUCUGAGCCGGAGAGAGAUGUGGAGUUCUUUGUUUCGGAUGAAGACCAAGUGGCCAGACGUGGCAAAGAGAGCCCUCACUCUGCCCGUGAGCUGGACAUCGUGCCUCAGUCUGCGGAGGGAGCAGAUACCGGAGAUGCAUCUUCCUCAGAUAAGCCAGCCUCAUCCGACACUUCCAGCCCCUCUCCCCAGUCAGCGCCACCUGAACACAUACCGCUGGCCCGACAGUCCUCCGCCAGCCGCGGCUACGACCUGCAAGAGCGCCGGCGCACAGGCAACAUGACGGGUGCCGAACAGGCCAAGUACGAGCGCAUCCCUACUGACGAGAUCGAGGCUCAGACGCUGGCCUCCGCUGACCUGGACGGCAUCAAGAGUCAUCGUUUCGAAGAUGUUCCCGGCAUGCGCAGACACCUGGUCAGAAAGAGCACCAAGGGUCAAGUGGUGCACAUCGGCAAGGACCACACAGAGCCGACCACUCGCAGCCGUAAGCAGGACCGAACCCCACAUGAGUCGCUACCGGUGGUUGUGUACCGCUCUGCCUCGCAGAUCGACGGCGUCCUGCUGGACAUCGGUCAAAUGGCUAGGUACCAGAAGGUGUUUGUGGAGCUAAAUGAGCUGACUAUGGACAAGAACCAGGGGAUGCAGUGGAAGGAGACGGCUCGAUGGAUCAAGUUUGAGGAGGACGUGGAGGAGGAGAUCGACCGCUGGGGGAAACCUCACGUGGCCUCAUUGUCUUUCCGCAGUUUGCUGGACCUCCGAAAGACCAUCUCACACGGUGCCGUGCUGCUGGACCUGGACCAGAAAACCCUGCCUGGCAUCGCCCACCAGGUGGUGGAGCAAAUGAUCAUUUCUGACCAGAUCAAAGCUGAGGACCGAGCCAACGUCCUGAGGGCCCUGCUGCUGAAACACAGUCACCCGAGCGAUGAGAAGGAGCACAGUAGCCCUUUCCCCAGGAACAUGUCCGCGGCCAGCCUGGGCAGCCUGAUAACACAUCACCACAGUGCCAAUCACACCCAUCAGCCAGAACCGUCGGUGACCGACCCGCUCAUGGGCACCGUCCACGCCACAGGAGACAAAGAAACACGCGUUGACAUGGAGAAGAACGAGGCACACCAGAAGGAGCCGACCUUGGCUCACGGUAUGCAUCGGUCCAAAUCCAAACAUGAGCUGAAGCUGCUGGAGAAAAUUCCUGAAAAUGCUGAGGCCACUGUUGUCCUUGUGGGCAGUGUGGACUUCCUGGAGCAGCCCACCAUGGCGUUUGUGCGGCUGCAGGAGGCCGUGGAGCUGGAGUCCGUCCUUGAGGUCCCCGUGCCGGUCCGGUUUCUCUUUGUUCUGCUGGGACCCCCCACCACAAGCAUGGACUAUCACCAGAUAGGACGCUCCAUCUCCACACUCAUGUCUGACAAGCAAUUCCACGAGGCUGCUUACCUGGCAGACGACAGGCAGGACCUGCUGAACGCUAUCAACAGCUUCCUGGACUGCAGCAUCGUACUGCCGCCUUCAGAGAUGGGAGGCGAUGAGCUGCUGCGCUCCGUCGCUCGCUUUCAGAGGGAGAUGCUGCGCAAGAGGGAGGAGCAGGGGGUCAAACUGGCCAAGGAGCCUAAAAGCUUUGAGGAAAAAGAGGCCCUCCUCACACCCUUGAAAAAGUCAGACGAUCCUUUAGAGCGCACCGGACGCCCCUUCGGUGGGCUCGUACGAGACGUGCAGCGCCGUUACCCAAAGUACCUCAGUGACUUCAAGGACAGCCUGAACAGUCAGUGCAUGGCUGCCGUUAUUUUUAUCUACUUUGCUGCCCUCUCUCCAGCCAUAACAUUCGGAGGCCUACUGGGUGAGAAGACGGACGGUCUGAUUGGUGUUUCUGAGCUGAUUGUGUCGACAUCAGUGCAGGGUGUGAUCUUCUGCUUGCUCGGAGCGCAGCCGCUGCUCAUUGUGGGCUUCUCCGGACCCCUGCUCGUCUUUGAAGAAGCCUUUUACAGUUUCUGCAAAGCAAACGAGAUGGAGUACCUGACGGGCCGCGUCUGGAUCGGGUUUUGGCUCAUCAUCAUUGUGGUCAUCACGGUGGCCUUCGAGGGAAGCUUCCUGGUCCGCUUCGUCUCCCGCUUCACCCAGGAGAUCUUCUCCUUCCUCAUCUCCCUCAUCUUCAUCUGCGAGACCUUCAUCAAGCUCGGCAGGAUUUUCAAGGAGCAUCCGCUGAGAAGUUGCUCCCUCAACAACGGCACAGAAGGGAACCCAUCGACAGAAAACAUCACACACGGUGUGAGCAACAGCACCCGGCCGUUGCCGGUCCUAAACCAGCCCAACACGGCGCUGCUCUCUCUGGUUCUCAUGGCCGGAACGUUCUUCAUCGCCUUCUACCUGCGCAAGUUCAAGAACAGUGCGUUCUUCCCUGGAAGGUUGCGCAGGGUUAUUGGAGAUUUUGGUGUCCCAAUUGCCAUCCUCAUCAUGGUCCUGGUGGAUUACAGUUUAAACGACACAUUCACGCAGAAACUGAGCGUUCCUGAUGGUUUCUCUGUGACGAGCCCCGAUAAACGUAACUGGGUCAUCAAUCCUCUGGGCACCAAUGGGGAAUUCCCCAUCUGGAUGAUGUUCGCCUGCUGUCUGCCCGCUCUGCUGGUCUUCAUCCUCAUCUUCAUGGAGACUCAGAUCACCACCCUGAUAGUGAGUAAGAAGGAGCGGAUGCUGAUGAAGGGUUCUGGUUUCCAUCUGGACCUGCUGCUGAUCGUGGUGCUGGGCGGCUGCUCGGCUCUGUUCGGCCUGCCGUGGAUGGCCGCCGCGACCGUUCGCUCGGUGACCCACGUCAACGCCCUCACAGUCAUGAGCAAGGCCGUCGCCCCCGGAGACAAGCCUCGCAUCCAGGAGGUGAAGGAGCAGAGGGUCACGGGGCUCCUGGUGGCCAUCAUGGUUGGUAUGUCCGUUGUGAUCGGUCCACUGUUACGUAAGAUCCCCCUGGCGGUGCUGUUUGGUAUCUUCCUCUACAUGGGUGUGAUGUCGCUUAAUGGUAUUCAGCUAACAGAGCGGAUGAUGCUGCUGCUCAUGCCACCGAAGUAUCACCCUGACCACACCUACGUACGCAAGGUCCGCACGCUGCGUAUGCAUCUGUUCACCUGCAUCCAGGUGGUGUGUCUGGCGGCUCUGUGGGCUGUGAUGUCGACCCAGGCGUCGCUGGCUUUCCCCUUCGUCCUCAUCCUCACCAUCCCCGUCAAAUUGGUUGUGCUGCGCAAAAUCUUCACCGUCAAAGAGAUUGCAUGUCUGGAUGCGGACGACGCAGAGCCGAAGUUCGACGAGCGUGACUGUCACGAUGAGUACUCAGAGAUGCACAUGCCUGUGUAACCCGCAACAAGCCCUCGUAUCACCACUUAACUCCUUUUAGUGAACACCAAAAAAUCUGUUGACUCACUCUACCAACCAAUGAGAUCCGGGGUCAUUCAAACUUGAAACACUCACGAUUUGUUGCCGCGUCACUGUGCAUCCUCUUUAUUAACACUGAGACAUGAACGCACGCUAUGCCGGCGAUCCGGUUGGUUGUUAAUUUAGUCCAGCUUUAACUAUUUAAGUAGCUUUUUCUCAGAUUGUUGGGGGCAACUCAGCAUCCAACUGAGAUCAAACAGUCGACAGCGUGUGUUCACUCAUUAUAUACUUUUUAAAAAAUAUAUAUAUAUUUCAGGGGACAAGAGAUUCCAAAUCAAAUGAUGUGAUCUCGAGCUGAAAAUGAAAUGCGAUUACAGUAGAUAGAUUUGCAAGACUGAUUAAUUUUUUAGCCCUGAAAGGUUGCUCUGAUUCACAUUGAAUAUGUGGAGGAAUUAUGGGAUAUAUAUUCUUUUAUAUUAACACGCUACCGCUAUUCAAGUGUGUCGCUUUUUUCAUGUUUUAAGCUCACCAAGCGCCUUAUGAAGGAAUUUAAACGAUAUACUGAGAGGUGUUUUUUUUCCUCAUUCUGUCUUAUUUUAGACAGCAGAUCACUUUACCCGCCUCGCGAAGCUCGUAGCACUUUUUUAAAGACACCAAAUCUGAACAAUGACUGUAUUUUAUGAAAUCAUUUUAUCUUUUUAGCGUCCUCUUAAAUAUCAAUGUCGCUUUAGUUUGCUCCUUAAACGAUUAUGUGAUUGAUUUUUAGCCUGUCUUUCUUUAACAAUACUUUUUUUUUGUUGUAGUCAAACGCAGCAGUUUAGAUGACAGUUGGGAUUUUAUGUCAAAUUAUGUACCUGCAGUGAGUUAAGAUCACCAGCAGAGGGAGAUCUUGCAGGACUGUGAUGAUGACGUACAGUACAAGUAAAUCUCCUUUUCUCUUUACACUAAUGAAAUCAUGUUUCCAAUCACAACACAGAAAAUUAACACAGUGGCAUAAUGAAUAUACUCUAAAUGUCUCCACGCACAUGUUUAGGGCACUAAUGUAUUAUUGUAGGGUUUGUUUCACUUGGUGUGUUUAUGGGAAUCACUGUAACUUAUUUGGUUUCUUUGCACAGGGGUGCCAAAUGUCUCGUGUAAAUAGUUUUGUGAUCAGAACAAUAAGCUGCAGUUCAGACAUCUCACAUCUCCUAACAGCAUUUCUUGAAGGAGCCUAAAUUAACAAAAUUUUCACAGUACAACAUUCCUUGGUUUAUCAUAAUCACGUUUUUGGCAUUGACUAAUUUAAACAUUUCAUUCGCAAUCAUGUGAACUUGGUCAACCAAAUUUCCACACAAGCUGUGUAGACAAUCUCAAUAUCAUGCUUUACUGAGAGGGAAGGCUUUUAAAAAUCUAUAUAUGUAUUUUGUUUUAUGUCAUGUUGUAUCAGUGUGACAUGGAUUGGUUAAAGCUUUGACUGUGUCAAAUAACUUAAAUUUUCAGUCCUCUGUUACUCUCAAGUUUCAGAUACUUUCCCCUCUGACCUGUCCCAGCCUGACUGUGGUUGUGAUCUUGUGCCUGUUUGGUGUCACAAAGGUGCACAAAAUCUCAAGUGCCUGUGGGACCAUGAAGUGAUUAGCUACAAGUAUCUGUUGUUUGUAAGGAAGACACACAUGUUACAAUAGUUUGCACUUUCAAGACGCUCAUAAAUCAAGCAUCUCUCCAUUAUUUAUCUGUUGCAAUAUGAGGCAUUAUUGCUGUUUUUGAAGAUUUAUUUGUCACGUCACAGAACCUUUUUCUUUUUUUUUUAAAUGUACACACACAUUUGGCUGCAUCAUGGCUAUGGACAAUGAAGGAGAUGUUAAUGAGAAGUAGGCAGUGUCAGUUUUAUGUUUGCUUAUUGUGCCUGUGGAUGAAGUGAAGUUGGUCUGUGUAUGCCAAAGUAUCUGUCAAAGUCGCUAAAUGCUGAUACGAUAUGUUGUUCCAUUUCAAAAGCAAUACAAAGUCCGAGAGGCUAUUGCUGAUGUUCCCUUGUACAAUAAUGGUUGAAAUAUUGAUGACAAAUAAAAGUUAUUUUCUAUUUA